Messenger RNA from Saccharomyces kudriavzevii IFO 1802, 4266 nucleotides. RefSeq names its product Ecm5p (gene ECM5). Gene Ontology annotation, cellular component: nucleus. Gene Ontology annotation, molecular function: histone H3K4me/H3K4me2/H3K4me3 demethylase activity; DNA binding. The coding region runs from base 1 to 4266 and encodes 1421 amino acids. Lineage: Eukaryota; Fungi; Ascomycota; Saccharomycetes; Saccharomycetales; Saccharomycetaceae. The record is from RefSeq and is a predicted model, not a curated record. Gene Ontology annotation, biological process: chromatin remodeling. The transcript has a single exon.
AUGAGCGGACAUGAUUCUGUUACAAAAAUAUCCCAUAUCCUUAAUGAACCGAUUACAGAAAAGGUGACGUUGCAAAAACGAGUUAACUCAAGUUCCACAGCGAGAGAUUUUGAAUUGGGGACUCAAGAAGGUACCUCGACUAAACGAUCGAAAUCACCGGAGAGCGCAGCACCUUUUACUUCGAGUCAUCACUUCAACCCAUUUCUCUAUACACCGUUUAAAUCUCGUGCCACAGCGCCAUUUGUCCCUGAAUUAGUAAGGGGUGUGGACUUGGCAAGCCCGCCAGAGGAUGAUCCUGCAAGAGUGUUUCACGAAAAGACUGGGUUGUUCUAUCAAAUAUCUUCCCACUCCAUCCCAACUUUUAUAGUGCCAGAAAAGGAACUUCCAGACCCAAUAACAUUUUAUGAAUCGGUGCAAGAUUUAGGGUCAAUUUACGGUUGUGUCAAAUUAAAGACUUCGCCAGGAACUGAUAAUUUUGCUCAACUAAACGUCAACAUAGAUCGCUUUUGGUUCAAAGCAAGAAAACAGUCUUUUGAUUCAAAUGAAUCACAGAGAGCCCGAAUAAUUGACUUCCAUGCCAAACUCUACAAGUUCCAUAAUAAAAAAAAAAAAAAAAGUGUCUUAACAAGGAUUCCAAGUAUUGAUAAACGCACCUUAAAUUUAUAUAGAUUGAGAAGUUGUGUAAAGCUUAGGGGAGGCUUCAAUGCAGUUUGUGAGAAAAAAUUAUGGGCUCAAAUAGGAAGGGAAUUAGGUUACUCAGGUAGAAUUAUGAGUUCACUGUCAACCUCUUUGAGAUCUGCCUAUGCAAAGAUAUUAUUGGAUUUUGAUGAAUACGAGGAAGAACAGCAACAUAUAUUUAAUUACGAAAUAAAUGAAGAAUCGCUGGAGUCACCAACUUCUCACAAUCCAAAUCAAAGGAAAAGGGGUGGAGAAGAUAUUUUGCAUGAGGAUGAGACUUUUUAUAAAAGGAGUAAAAUACAUCACGAGAUCUUCAAAGCCGGAUCAAUCAAUCAUGAAUUCAAACGAAUGAAGGACAUAAAGCACAUAAAAGGGUUUCCAACCUACUUUGACUCUCUAACUGAAUAUAAGUUAGGUUACACAAAAUUAACAGAGACCACCUUACCAGGCUAUGACUUCACUUUUUGGGAGAAUGGUAUGGAAAUAUACGAUAAAAGCAUAUUCGAAACGAGAAGUUCUCCCGUGUAUAAUUUGAGACAAUACUACGAAAAAAGUCAAGCUGUUUUCAGCGCCGUUGCGACGAAAUAUAACAACGACUAUCCAGCUUUAUUUGCAAGCCAUUCGAAAUUGCCUCAAGAAGAAUUCGAAAAGUUGUAUUUUCAUUUGUUAUCGAAGCCGCGUAUUGAUUUUGAAAUUGACACAGGCCCUGAUCUAUCGGCUUCUAUUAGAUCUUCAAGAAACGACUUAACUGAUAAAAAAGUGGGCAGCGGGAAUAUUCUACAUCGCUGGAAUUUAGACGACAUCCCCCUCAGUGAAUCAUCGCUUUUGAAACAUCUUGAUUUAGAUAUGGCAGAUUUUACAAGAACCAGUUAUGAUGUCGGAAUGCUAUUCUCAUGCCAAGGCUGGUCUGUUUCGGACCAUUUUUUACCAUCAAUUGACUACAACCAUUUGGGUUCUACGAAAUUGAUAUAUAGUAUUGCUCCGAAAGAUAUGGAGAAAUUCGAAAACUUAAUUGCUCGAGGAAAAAAAGAAGGGAAUGUCUUUCAGUCAAGGCCUCACUAUUCGGCUUCCGAUGAGGAAUGGAGGAGUUUCUCAGAGACCGACUUUUACAAGUCACUCCUAGAGGCGGAACAAAACACCGAUUUUUUAAACACCCGAAAUACUUCAAGGAAUACAUCCUCAGAAUAUAAGAUACCAACGGGAGCAAAUUCUUUUCGUGAUGGUUUGCAGAGCGAUUUACAAUUUGAACCCAAUUUUGUUUCAUCCAACGGUAUAAAACUAUAUAAAACAAGACAGGAGCAAGGCUCAUACGUUUUCAGGUUUCCAAAGGCGUUCACAUGUUGUAUCGGAUCGGGUUUCUAUUUAUCCCAGAAAGCAACUUUUGCACCAGUCUCAUGGUUAAAAUUCAGCUUUGAGGCAGCUAACUGGAUAUCGGAGCAGCGAAUACUUCCGGGUUUAGAUAUAAUCCAAUUAGUGGCUAAUGUGUUGCUGAAUUCAGAUAACGCCGAUUUAAAGCGCACAUGCCGUAAUUUGAUAAUUAGUCAUGUUCAUGAAGAAGCAGAAAACCGCAAAAAAUUAAAAGACCUAUUUGGCACUGUGGAUGUGGUCUAUAACAAGUUGGACUAUAUUUCAGACAUCAGUUUGGAUCCAACAGGGAUUUCAAAAAUCGUCGUGACACAUGGUGCGUUGCAGCGUGUUUUAUCUUUGAAAGAAUUUCUGGCACUUUUGGAUAAAUCAGAGAAUGGUAUUUAUAAUAUAUGCGGCAUUCCAAUACAUGACCAGACUGGUAAUCUCAACAUCUGCCUGCACCUGUAUUUUGAUGAGGAAAGCCUUAACGAUGCUCUUGAUGGCUUGGAUAAUCCUUUAAAGGCACAUUUAACCAUCCUUGGCGAAAGUCUUGAAAUGAAAUGGGACGCAUUGAUGACGUCCACCUUCAGAACUAGAACGGUCCCAUUAAAUAUCAUACAGUAUUUGCUUUCUCAUACUGAUAGCAAUACUGAGUUCAAUCGAAUGUUACGCUUUAACUUUGAUGAUGCUUUACUACUUAUAGAAAAAUGCAAAAAAUUUAUCAUUGCUUGCAUGGAGUCUUCCCAUAGCAUUGAGUGUGUAGAUUUCGGUAAUGGCUUCAAUUUACGUCAUUUACCGCUGGAACUGUCUAGCAACACGGUCAAUAAGUUGGAGAGCUUGUAUGAUAGUGUCCAGAAGUGUUCCAUUGAUUUUCCUGAGAGGCUAGAAAUUGCUAGACUGUAUCACAUAUCUCGGCAGUUUCCUAUUGAUAAUAAAGAUAUCAUUGAUGGUAAUAACUUGAAUUUGCUCAAGGAAUUAUAUCAGAGAUCAUUGAGUAUACCACUGAAGGCCUCUUAUUGGGCUGGAUUGACCAAGAAAAUCUGUAGGCUUGAGUGGUUGUCAGUGUAUGAGCAUAUAUUCAUUGAACGGAGUGAUACCAAAGAUGAAGAUCCUAUAAAUUACUCACUCCCAUCGCUAUAUUCUUACUUGAAAUUUGGCUUGAAAUACUGUGACGCUGAAGAUACAGAUAAAAUAGGCAAUGUUAGAGAGGUGAUUUUAAAAUAUCAAGAUACAAUGCAAAAGAUUCGAAUUUUCUUUGAAAAGGAAUCGCCCUCAAAAAUAUUAUUAAGUGAUUUGGAAAAUGUUCUACUAGGUAUCGAGAAACACCGUUUACCCAUACAGAGUAUCUUUUUAAGUGAGCUAGACUGCGUUAUCAAAGAAAUUGAACGUGCCAAAAGAAACAGCGGUGUGACUUUUUUAUCUAGUGCUGACAAUAUUAAUGAAAUGGACGAACUUCUCAGCAAAAAUGACCGCAAAUUUGUGAUGUUCGUAAAUCAGUUUAAUGGUUCAAGAUUAGACAAGAGACCACGGGUUGACGAUAAUCAAAAACAAAUAAGAACAAAACAGGAACUAAAAACCUACAAAUUAUGGAGUCAUCAUUUGGAUCGGAUACUGCAAAAAAAUAAACUCGCCAAAAUACUUCCUUUAGUCUUCAGGUGUUUAGAUUUGGAAUUGGACGAGUAUAUUUCUUUGGAAAACUGUGCUAAAUUUCAAACAAAAUAUUGCUUUUGUAGAAAAGUUGAAGAAGGCAGCGCUAUGGUGGAAUGUGAACUUUGCAAGGAAUGGUACCAUGUCGAUUGUAUCAACGAGGGUAAGUGGGUUCCACCUGAUGAUGUGAAUGUCUUAUUUGUUUGUCCAAUAUGCACGCCUUCUAAUAUGACCACAAAGGCUACCGAAGGCCCGGUUUUUGAAUUUAGCGACUUGAAGAGACUACUUAUAGAUUCGUUAAAACUAAGCAUAAUUCCAAACCCUCCAGUUUUGAAGAAUCUUUUCGACGUUUUUGCAUUGACUUUGAACUUCAGGAACAAAAUGCAAGCAGAACUAUUCACUAAGGAUGGUUUCAUAAAUCAGUCAGCAUCUACGCACAAGAUCAAGUAUUAUUUAAAGAAGUUGAGAGGCUCCAAGUGUAAUUUUACUGACCUGGCAGGUCCCUUAACGCGGUAUUGUCAGGAGAGAGACGCAAAGGUUAUAAAACGGCUUGAAGAAAAUGGAAGAACUAUAAUCACAGGAUUUCCAAACUAG